UUUACAUUGUUUCUGCAAGGGCGUUCACAAUGGCAGAUAUUGGGGAAAGCUCUUCUUCUCCUUCAUCAUCGAAGCCCAUGAACGGAAAGCCAGUGGUUGUUCGGCUAAAAAGGAAAGCUUCCCAGUCGAGGGUUGACGGGCUCUGGCUAGAGAUAACUGAGAGGCCAGUCAAACGGCCUUUAUUGGAUUUUGGGAAGCUAUCCAUCUCUGGUUCGACUGGGAAAGAUGAAUUGAAGACCAAAAAGAUUUUUGUACAGCACGUGGAGACAGUUAGCAGUACUGAGGCUGCAGUUGAUAUUUUGCAUUCAUUUGUGGUCAGUGUGAUGGUCUCUUGAUGAUUAUCUCUUCUAUACUUCCCUUAUUUAUUGAUCUACUCGUGAGUAGUGACUGCCAAAGACCAACUUAGA
Messenger RNA from Telopea speciosissima, 407 nucleotides. RefSeq names its product RNA-directed DNA methylation 4-like. The coding region runs from base 30 to 335 and encodes 101 amino acids. The transcript is spliced from 3 exons. Lineage: Eukaryota; Viridiplantae; Streptophyta; Magnoliopsida; Proteales; Proteaceae. The record is from RefSeq and is a predicted model, not a curated record.